GUACACUUUGGCACAGUCAUAUCUUGAGAAUAACUGUACAUACCAUCUCUAGGCAUGUUUGUAUAUGUGUGUGUGUCUGUGUGUGUGUGUGGGGUGUGUGUGUGGAAUUUGUCUGGUCAGUCUCUGGCGCUGAGUUUCUUGCCCACAACCGGGGGUUGAUCCUUUGAUGUUCCAAAAGCUAGGAAAUUGGGUCCACUGUCUUACCUCGCCCAGGCCACAAAGAUGUCAAAUGGGCUCAUCUUUGCAGACUGGUCGGAGCCGACUUAGUGAUUAACGAACACAGUUCAUCAGGUUAAAAGCAUUCUGAAAACUCCAAAGUUUAUUGAUUGUCCUGAUACAUGUGCAUAUGCUACAAAAGAACAAAUUGCAGAUUUGAAAAUGAAGAUAGCAUCCCUUAAUCUUAAAAACCCAGAUAUUAACAUUCUGAAAGAUGUAUUAAUUGGAAUGUCAAUAGCAGUGCAAGACUGCUCAACAAUCACCACAAAAGAUAACACAAAGAUUCAAGGCUAUUUUCCAAGAUGUACACAACUAGCGUCGUUGCUUUUGCUCCUAUUGGCACAGCUCACAGAAGAUAAUGGAUGUCUUCUAGAGAUUGGCACAGGUGAGGGCAAGUCCUGUAUCUUAGCCAUGUUUGCAACAAUUCUGGCCAUUCGUGGAACAAAAGUGGACAUUGUGACAAGCUCUCCGGUUCUAGCCAGGCGAGAUCAAGAAGAGUGGACAAAGUUUUUUGAAAUGUUUGGCAUCACCUCGUCUGUAGUACCUCCACAGUAUGCAAGUGCCUAUUCACAACAGGAACAAGAGGAACAUCUUAAAGAUAAUUACAGGAAACAAAUAGUAUAUGGCACAGUGGGAGUCUUUGCAGCAGACAUACUUAAACAGGAAUUUGAGAAGAGGACUACUCGCGAUACAAGGCCAUUUGAGCUUGUAAUAGUGGAUGAAGUGGACUACAUGACCUUAGACAGUGGCGUUCAAGUAACAUUCUUGUCCCAUGAAUCUACUGGAUUUAGGCAUGUGGAGCAAGUCCUUUCCAACAUAUGGGCCAUGAUAUCUACUUGUCAACCAAUUGAAAUGCUUGAAACAAGGGAAAUAAAAUGGGCGACAAGGAUACAGUACUUUCAUAAAGCUGCAACAACAGCCGUUAUGGGACUGGAAACAUCAGAAAGCUUUUCAGCAAAUGAGAUCUUGCUACCUGGAGUGAAUUUGGGAUUCUACACCCAGGAGGAUAUUGAAAUGAUACAUCAAUAUGAUGUGAAAGAGGACAUGUCGUCUAAAGCAUUAUCUGAAGUCAUGAAGAAACUUGUAGUUUCACAACAGUAUGAUCUUCUGUGCAUAUUUGAGGAGGUCUUGGAGAAGAGUGCAGUGUUUAAGUGCUAUUCUUUAGAGAACAAGAAAGCAAAAUGUUUUGAAGCUCAGGAAAAACAAGGUGACCUUAUUGUUGAAAUGUUACUGCUGGAAGGAGGACUGGCAUGUGAAAUCAUGUCUGAGAAAUCACUAAUUGAUGCUACUGUGAGCACAAUAAAGUCAUAUAUCAUGUACUCAGAUAACCCUCAAACUGCCGAAAAAUCCAACAACUUCACUGUCAUCCCUGUUUUUUUGAAACGCUACAUUGAAAAUCAGUUACCAGUUUUUGUUGAGAAUGCACUAAAGGCUGUUGAGAUGUCACAGGGCCGCGAAUACAUGAUUUACACCUCACCGGCCACUGAAAGAGAAGUUGCUGGCAUUCAUGACAGAGACAAGUAUAAUGCAAUAAUUCCACUAGACUUCAAAGCAAGCGGUGUGCUGGAGAAAAACAAGAAGUGGGGUAAUGGUCUUCAACAAUUUUUGGAGUUCAAGCACCAACUUGCGAUUUCACCGAUAUCCACUGUGACAAAUUACAUGUCAAAUUUCCAUUAUUUUAAAAGGUAUCUCAGUGGGAGUGGUAUUUUUGGUGUUUCUGGUACAUUAGGAGGUAAGGCAGAUCGGGACUUUCUGGCAAGACAUUAUAAAGCACAGAGCUACACUGUACCUGCAUAUCGCCAUAAAAGGGUGGUGGAGCUUCCAGUCAUCCAGGUAAAAGGUGGGAAUGACCAAUGGAUCCAGACUAUUUGUGAAACUUCAUGGAAAGUAGCAGAGAGAGGACAAGUUGUCUUGGUAAUUUGUGAAGAUGUUAAAACAGCAGAUGAACUAAAAGAGAAAAUACAAGGCAGCGGCAGAUUCAAGGCAGAACAGAUUACUCUGUACACAAUCAGUGAGAAACACAACGUUGAAAGAGAGAAAUUCUGUGCAGGCAGAAUCAUCAUUGCUACAAAUCUGGGAGUACGAGGGACAGACAUAAAGGUUGAUGAAAGUGUGAAUAAGUGUGGUGGUCUUUUUGUUCUUCUUACUCACUUUCCUCAAAACCGAAGAGUCGAGAAACAAAUAUUUGGUCGUACAUCUCGAAAAGGCAAUCCUGGGAUGGUCCAGAUGGUUGUGAACUGUGAUCAUCUCGCACCAGCUUACCAAGGUCAGUCAGUGGAAAUCAUGCGCCAGCUAAGAGAGAAUUAUGAAAUUAAACGAAUCCAUGACAUGGAAAGUGAUGAGCUGGUUGAAAUAAACCUAAAGGAAAAUCUGUUCUCCACAUUUUGUAAAUUGCUGAAGGACUUUGAAAUGCAUUAUACAGAGCAAGAAAAACUGGACCCCAUGCAAAUGCAGCUUAAAAAUAUUCCAGAUUGCUUUAAACAUCAUCAGCCAAAGUUUGAUUAUCAGCCUGCCAUCAAUGCUUUGAAAGAAUCUUGGGCCUUGUGGUUGACCCUUCACGAGGAUCACAUCAAUAGACAUGAUGACUUAGGAGAACUUAAAUCAGAUCUUAUCAGGACAGUAAACGAAACAAGUGGAAAGCUGCUGCGAGGAGAAUGCGAUAAUUUUUAUGAUCACAUCAAACAGGCAAUUGUAAGAACUGAUCUACACUGCCGUGAUAAAUCCAACAAUGCCUUUGGAGCCGAAUCCUAUUGGCAAAAAGUUGCCAACUCUGACCCACACUACAAGGCUGUGGCACUCUAUAACCAGGCGUACAUUACCAUCAACCUCAGUAAGGGUAACUAUAAAGCAGAUGCAAUGAAAAUGCUGGAAGAUGCAAAGAAAUCAAUUGACGCCUAUGUCUCAGAAGUUUCAAACACAAUGGUCUCAUGUAACUUAUCAGUCACCGGUAACAAAGAUCAGAGCACAGACAAAAACAACAACUUUCAGAGUCAAAUGGAGGCCAGAAUGAACAUCUUUAAGUCUUGGAUGACAUACAUUGAUAAUGCAUUGAAUAAACUUAAAGAGCUGGAGGACAGCAACAGUGAUGCCAUUACAGAGGACUGUUCAGUCUACAUGCUGUCUGAAGAAAAGGACUUCAUCAUCACUAAUGAGCUGAGAUCAUUAUACGACUAUGGUCUCGGUGUUGUUUUUGAGGUGAAAAAGAAGCCCAAGUUUUGCUUUGAUGCUUUGAUAUGUUUCUUUCUCGGGGUGGUACAGGUUCUCGCUGGGGUUCUUGUUUGUGUGCUGUCACUUGGAACAGCGAGCCAGUUUGGAAUGGCCCUGAUUUCAGAAGGAGUGUCUGACAUGAUCAGUGGAAUAGAGGGGAUGAUAAACGGCACGUUUAGCUGGGCGUCAUGGGCAAUAUCUAAGAGUAUCAGCAUCGGGCUUGCUUUGCUAACAGCUGGCUUUAGCGUUAUCAAGAAAGCAGUUACCACAGUGUUUAAAGUGACAAAAAGUCUCCUCAAUGGUACAAAGUCUUUCUCUUCUGUUGCGAAUGAAUUCAUCAAAUCAGGAAAGGCAAUGUUUACUUCAAUCAAAGGAAGUGCUCAGUCUGGUUUAUCAUCACUCAGUAAAGAAUCUUUUAAGUCUGCAAUGAAAAACAUGACAUCUUCAACAGUGGUCAAACAGAACUUAAAAGCGGCAUCUAUGUAUGCAGUUAAAGAAAUCGGGAAAAAGUCUGUGCUCACUGCCAUGAACUACGCAGUUGAUGCAGCACUCCAGGAAGUCUUUAAGAAGAUUUUACAAAGCAUUUUUCAGAAUGCUGUUACUUCAUCAGUGAAGCAAAGCAGCGACCUGGAUCAGAAUCUAGUUCAAUUCAUCAGCUCAGGCAUUCCGAAAGCUGCCUUGGAAAAAGAGAAUUUCAAGAUUGACCAGAAUUAUGAGAACCAAAUAAAAAAAUCAAUUGAUAUGUUCUGCAAAGAGAUAACUCCUCACCUCAUACUGGACUGUACCAAAGAACUGGAUGUUAUCAGCAAACUCUCUGAGGUGUCUGAUGCAGCAACAGAGAUUAUGAACAAAGAGAGUCAGUCAGGUGUGCUUGAAAUGGCAAAGCUGGUUCUGAAAGUAGCUGAGUAUGAAACUAAAUUCUGUCAAAUACUGGGUGCCAUACCAACAAAAGAGAAAAUACAAAAUAAAUUUAUUCCUGAAUUACUGGAGAGCAUCAGUGAGCUUGAGAAAGAAAGGACAAAGUAUGACCAAGAUGGACGACACAGUUUACAGGAUGUACAACGCCUUAAAGGAGAACUUCUGCAGAUUAUCGCACAGAAAGUUUCUGAGCAGUUCAUCAGUUCCUGUUCUGAACACAUAACUUCUUCAAUGGCCAGCACAUUUAAGAGUGAGUUGAACAGUGCUACAGGAAAAGCAGUAGAUAAAGUCAUGCGCAGACAUAAAACUCAGCAAUUCUUUGAUGAUCAGAGAGAAAAACACAACAAGAAAUCUGCGAGCCACAAGAAAGUGGAACAACUUUCAGAUGAGGACAAAACAAACCUAAUGCAGUAUACAGAAUAUAUGAGCAAAACUGAUCAGCCUGUUACAGCCCUCGAUGUGUACGUGCUCACAAAAAGUAACCUGCUCGAUGGAAAAGGGAUUCAACUCACAGUCGUUGAUGAAAAUGGAAAACAGCUCACUGAGGAACGUUACCCAGGAACCACCAAAUCAGCAGGCGAUAUAAAACUGAGAUUGACCAAAUCUGCAAAAGCCCCACAUACAUCACAAGCUGAUGCACAGCUGUACAGCGGUCAUUUUGACAUUGUCCAGGAUGAUGGCAAGUUAAUCAGCGUUAACUCAGAUCAUCAGAAUGCUCUUUAUCAUGCUCUAGCACAAGCAACUGGCAGCAAGAUAAAGGAGGAAGCAUUGAUGCUACGCAAGAAAGUGAAAAAUGAGAUCCAGACAAACCUUGAAUCGUACACACCCCUGCUUACUCUCCAGAGAGGAUACGACUUCUGUCACAAAAACCCCAGGAAAUACAGCAUAACUGGAGGAAGUAGAAAGGAGACAGACGUUGGACUGCAGAGAUACUUGCAGAGUGUUAAAUUCAUCAGAAGUGAUGAACGUAUCCUCAUCAAAACGUACCAUCUUGGAUUUGUUGGUGAAUAUAAAAGAGUUCAAAGUGCUCGGAGGUCCAGUGAGAACAACAAAGGAACACUCAACACAAGCCAUAUUCCACCGAAGGACUCCAUCAGACUGGCUCAGACGGUCAUAGAAAACUCAAACUCAGUGAGCGAGAUUAAAAAUAAAAACCCAGAGCUUUAUAAACUGAUCAGCAGCAUAAAGACUGACAACAAUGGAUUGAACCUGAUUGCCAUGGAGGUUCUGGGACAAGAUCACAGACGAGCUUUAACUACGGGCCCAAGCAGCCGCUCACAGAUGGCCAGGAAACUUCUAUCAGACACCAUGAUUAAUGGAGACAUGGAGCUUCUGCUGAAACGCUGCAUGAUUCUGAACCACCCUCUUACCUCACAAAAGCUCAGAGAAGCUCUAGGUGAAAGCAUUUCAUCUCAGUGUCACGUUUUGUCCGAUGAAGGCAUCCGAGGCUACUACAAAGCAGGAUACCGAAACCUGGUGUCGGAGUACAGCCGCAUGGGAAUCAUGGAUCAGAAGCAGCGUGAGCGUCUGGAUGAGUGGGUGAAUCAGGACCUGCAUGAGGACACCAACACUGUUGAAUACGGCCAACUUCUGCAGGGAUUAAAGUGAAAAUGAACACGUGUUCUCUUCAGCACCUCAUUAUGAAGAGGAUAGUGGUGGUGAUGAAGAUGAUGGCUACAGAAAGUAGGAAAUGAUUGAUCUCUGCCACUUAAACUGCAUUUACUGCAAAAAAAAAAAAAAAAAAAAAAAAAGAUGACUUGUUCUAUUGGUAGAUCAUUUUGGUAAUUUUAAGCAUUUAUUUCUAGGAUGGAGUGAUAGAAUAAGAGCAAAAACUCUGUAAAAAAAAUCAGUAAAAUUGUCUAGAAACAUUGUUCUAUUGAACAAAAAAAAAUGUUUUAUUGUAGUUACUUCAGUUUGCAUGGUAAUAAUGUUCUAGUGUGUGUUUGAGGUUUAAACAUGUAGUGGUUCCAAAUAUGACAUGGUUGUUCCAAACAUAAGAAUGGUGUUGAGUUUGAGUAAAUUUAAAAUAUAUAUAACAGUAAUAAAAUCAAUGCAAUGUUCAAAAAGCAAUGUUCAGCUUCUCUUCAGUAGACUGAGGUACACAUUACUGCUCUGUAGUGUAGAUCAGGAACAUGCUUUUCUCUGAUUAAAUGUAACAAAAAAUCAUUUACUUGAAACUGUGUUCUGAAUUUAUAAUCACACAGUUCUUCAUAAUCAGUGAAAUGAAGGGAGUUUUUAAUAAUCUACAUUUUACACAUGUAAUACGCUGUGUUACUAAUCUGAAUGGAUUUAUACUUGCAACUGAUUUCAUUUUCUGAAAAUUUGGCCAAUAAAAUGUGAUUAUUUUA
Molecule: messenger RNA, 6689 nt
Organism: Megalobrama amblycephala (Wuchang bream)
Lineage: Eukaryota; Metazoa; Chordata; Actinopteri; Cypriniformes; Xenocyprididae
Exons: 6
Coding region: 379-5949 (1856 amino acids)
Biological process (GO): protein import; protein targeting
Cellular component (GO): membrane
Molecular function (GO): ATP binding; ABC-type protein transporter activity
Source: RefSeq, a predicted model, not a curated record